AUACACACACAACAACUACACCAAAAUGGCAGUAUUAAAGUCGACCAGAAUGCAAAAGAAGGUGAACUACGAUGCUAAACUCAGCAAACUUCUCGAUCAUUAUACGCAAAUACUUAUCGUUGGCGCGGACAAUGUGGGUUCGAAUCAGCUACAACACAUAAGGCAGGGAUUGAGAGGUGAUUCCAUUGUUUUAAUGGGUAAGAAUACUAUGAUGAAGAGGACUAUUAGGGUCCAUGCUGAAAAGACUGGCAACAAAGAUAUUCUUAACCUUAUUCCUCUUCUUGUGGGGAAUGUUGGAUUGGUUUUUACAAAAGGCGAUCUCAAGGAAGUGAGUGAUGUUGUUGCUAAGUACAAGGUUGCAGCACCUGCAAGAGUUGGUCUUAUUGCACCAAUUGAUGUUGUUGUCCCUCCCGGGAACACUGGUUUAGAUCCUUCACAAACCUCGUUCUUCCAGGUGCUCAACAUUCCUACAAAGAUUAACAAAGGAACAGUAGAAAUAAUAACCCCAGUGGAGCUCAUUAUGAAGGGUGAUAAGGUCGGUUCAUCAGAAGCCGCACUUCUUACUAAACUUGGAAGAAAGCCUUUCUCAUAUGGGCUCAUUGUUCAAUCUGUUUAUGAAAACGGGUCAGUGUUCAGCCCAGAAGUGCUUGACCUCACAGAAGACGAUCUUGCUGAAAAGUUCGCUAAUGGGCUUUCUGAAGUUGCUGCAUUUUCAUUAGCCAUUAACUACCCUUCAUUAGCUGCAGCCCCACAUUUGAUCAUUAAUAGUUAUAAGAACUUACUAUCUUUGGCCGUAGCUACUGAGUAUUCAUUUAAAUACGCCGAUAAAGUUAAGGACUAUUUGAAGGAUCCAAGCAAAUUUAAAGUUGCGGCUGCACCAGUUUCUGCUGGCGGAUCAAGUGCAUCUGCAGCAGGUGUUGAAAAGGAACAAAAGAAGGAAGAACCAGAAGAAUCAUCUGAAGAGGAAGGGGGUCUAAUGGGCUUGUUUGAUUGAGUUUAAUGAUAGGCUUUUUUUGGCAUCCAUUUUAUCUUUAGU
Molecule: messenger RNA, 1036 nt
Organism: Erigeron canadensis
Lineage: Eukaryota; Viridiplantae; Streptophyta; Magnoliopsida; Asterales; Asteraceae
Product: 60S acidic ribosomal protein P0-like
Exons: 5
Coding region: 26-994 (322 amino acids)
Biological process (GO): ribosomal large subunit assembly; ribosome biogenesis; cytoplasmic translation
Cellular component (GO): cytosolic large ribosomal subunit
Molecular function (GO): large ribosomal subunit rRNA binding; structural constituent of ribosome
Source: RefSeq, a predicted model, not a curated record